AUGGACCGAAUUGCUGGUGCUCUUUAUUUGAGCAUGAAGGAGGUUAAAGAUAACUGGAAGCCUAAUGGUGGAACAAAUGGAUUCCAUGUGAAAUUUCUGAUAAAGAAGGUCGAUACCCUUGCUAUUGAGAAGAAAUGGAGAGAAUUCAACGCUCUCUUAGCCGUUAUGAUCUAUGGUUUGGUGUUGUUCCCGAAUAUUCCGAAUUUCGUCGAUCUAACUGCUGUUUGUCUCUUCAUGGAUCAAAAUCCUGUGCCCACUCUUUUAGCAGAUACUGAUUAUACCAUCCACUCUAGGUAUGGAAAGAAAGGAUCAGUUGGGGGUUGUUUACCGUUGCUAUAUGAGUGGUUCACUUCACACUUGCCUAAAAAUGGGCCGUUUGUUACAACAAAAGACUCACAAAAAUGGCCUCAAAGGAUCAUGGGGCUUACUGAAAAUGACAUCGUCUGGUGUCCUACUGGAAUGGGCAUAGAGGAAGUUAUAACUAGUUGUGGCACUUUUGACAAUGUUCCCCUCAUAGGAACGAAAGACAAGCCUUUGGACAAAGAGAUAUUCGAAUCCGUUUGCUUUGAGAAAGGAACUGAUCCAGAGGGAUUGAAAAAAGUAAGAAGCGCCUGGAAUUGCAUCCACACAGAUGACCAGACUUCCCUAGGUGAGAAAAAUGCCGUUGCCAACCAAGCCUAUACAAAUUGGGUCGAAGAAAGAGUUAAAGAUCGCCUGUUGCCUUUCCCGAAGGUUAACCCAUUGUACGAGCAACCACCUAAGGUUCCAAAUGCCACUAUGUUUGUUGAGAAUGGCGCCCAAGUGAAUAUGGAAAGCACCCAAUUGCACGAAAAGAGGUCAAAUGCGCGACCAAAACAUCAUCUUGUGGACCAAAUAAGGGUUGAGUUGAGACAUGAAGUCAAGGUGCUGAAAGAAGGAUCUUUGAGAGUUCAAAAAAGGGCUAGAACAGAAAAAGGUGAAAGAGAUACUACUGUUGUUGUUGAGGAUCACCAGGAGAUCGUAAAAGGGCCGUAA
Messenger RNA from Vicia villosa (hairy vetch), 1014 nucleotides. RefSeq lists its product as uncharacterized. Lineage: Eukaryota; Viridiplantae; Streptophyta; Magnoliopsida; Fabales; Fabaceae. The record is from RefSeq and is a predicted model, not a curated record. The transcript is spliced from 2 exons. The coding region runs from base 1 to 1014 and encodes 337 amino acids.